Sarcophilus harrisii (Tasmanian devil) is the source of this 1002-nucleotide messenger RNA. RefSeq names its product dickkopf like acrosomal protein 1 (gene DKKL1). Bases 154 to 891 code for a protein of 245 amino acids. The record is from RefSeq and is a predicted model, not a curated record. The transcript is spliced from 5 exons. NCBI's taxonomy places the organism in Eukaryota, Metazoa, Chordata, Mammalia, Dasyuromorphia, Dasyuridae.
AGUGCCCAUUCCCUCGCGCCCCCUCAGCACACAGUCAGCCGUCUUCGGUACCGCGCAAGGAGACCGGGUCUGAGAGAGACAAGGGCCUGGGGGGACAGGCCGACCGGGUCCUUGAGAAAGCGGAGCGAGGCGGUGACAGGGCCCCGCCCCGCCAUGUGGCCGCAGCCCCCACUGCUGCUGCUGCUCCUGCUCCUGGCAGCUACCCCCGAGGACCGAGCUGCCCCCGUCUCCGUCCCGGAGCGUGCCCACGGACACAGCCACGCCCCCGGGGGUCCCGACACUUCCGAGGGCCCGGAGCUGGGUUCCAUGGGCCUGCUGGGUAUCCACAGCCUCCUCCGCAGCCUCAACCGCCUCCUGCUUCGGGAGGAUCUGCUUCAGGGUGUGGACAGCCUCAUGUCACCUUCGGUGGAUUUUAGAAGCCUCCCAGCCAAUUACCAUAAUGAGGACCAGAAACAACGUCACUUGGGUAACAGCACUGUCUACAGCCACCACCAGAUAGACAAGGUGACUGAUAAUCGGACCGGAGAUGUAAUGAUUUCAGAGAAGGUGGUGGCUGCAAUUGAGCCUUCAGAAGGGAAUGUGGAGGAUGACUGGAAGGUGCCUGAGGAUGAAGAGAAUGAGCCAUCCCAGACUCUCCCUAGCACUGGACUGAGCGGCUUCCACGGCGAUACCCAGCCCAAAGUGUCCUUCUGGAUUGUCAGGCUGCCCCAUCAGCUGGCCCGGGCCGAGAGCAGGGCCGGAAGCCGCUGGCUCAGUGAGAAGCGCCAUCGGCUUCAGGCUAUCCGGGACGGGCUUCGGGAGGGAGCCCACGAGGAGGUCCCCUUGCGCCUCCGCUCUGUGCCUCGCCGGGCCCAUUUCCUCUACCUCCUAAGGCCCCCCCGGCAGCUGUAGGCCCUGGGGUUGGCAGAGAGGCAGGCUGAGGGCAGUAGCAGAGAUGAGAGGUGAGGAUGCUUGCAUCAGUCCCUCAGUCCCCUUGGAAAUAAAUAAAGUUCUGUCCUCAAA